This is a messenger RNA of Amaranthus tricolor (Joseph's coat), 708 nucleotides long. RefSeq lists its product as uncharacterized. The transcript has a single exon. Gene Ontology annotation, molecular function: nucleic acid binding. The coding region runs from base 1 to 708 and encodes 235 amino acids. NCBI's taxonomy places the organism in Eukaryota, Viridiplantae, Streptophyta, Magnoliopsida, Caryophyllales, Amaranthaceae. The record is from RefSeq and is a predicted model, not a curated record.
AUGGCUCCUUCAAAAAACCUAACUACACAACAAACAACGCAAAUAAUGCAAAGGCUACUUUCAGCAUUAAAUAAAAAGGGCAAACCAGUGCUAGGCAUAAUCAAUGCACUUGCCACUAAGUUUCAAGUGUGUAGGAAAACAAUCACACGAUUGUGGAAUGAAGUGAAGAAGCAAAUCAAGAAUAACAACACAGGUAUUAACCUCAACAGCAAGAGAGUAGGAAGAGAUGCGCCAAACAAAAUCGAAUUUGAUGAAGAAAAAUUUAAGGCCAUCAAAUAUGAACUCAAAUGUACUCAACAUUCAAUUGCUAAGCAGAUGGAGGUGUCACAGACCAUAAUAUGUAGAUGGAAGAAGAGCAGAGUCAUAAGGAAGCACACAAACGCAAUCAAACCAACUUUGAAUGAGAAUAACAAGCUACACAGGUUAAGUUUUGCGUUAUCUAAAUGUAAAUAUGAUGAACAUAAUGAUGCAUUAAAGUUUAAGCCAUACACUAACGUUGUUCACAUAGAUGAAAAACACUUUUAUCUAACCCGAGAGACACAAACUUAUUAUCUAGCUCCGGGUGAAGUAGAACCACAUAGAGAGUGUCAAUCAAAGAGGUUUAUUCCAAAAAUCAUGUUUAUGUGUGCUGUUGCAAAGCCAAUAUUUACAAUUGAUGGUGAUGUUUUUUUUUAUGGUAAGAUAGGCAUUUGGCCAUUUAUUACAUAG